Molecule: messenger RNA, 2740 nt
Organism: Cataglyphis hispanica
Lineage: Eukaryota; Metazoa; Arthropoda; Insecta; Hymenoptera; Formicidae
Product: progestin and adipoQ receptor family member 3
Exons: 8
Coding region: 395-1423 (342 amino acids)
Cellular component (GO): membrane
Molecular function (GO): signaling receptor activity
Source: RefSeq, a predicted model, not a curated record
UGAAAGUAUUAAUUCGUUCCCCUUUAUAUCUGGAACGUGCAAAGGGGAUUUUGAGCGGUUUCUGAGUGUGGGUUCCUCAUGCGGCACGCAUCGAGAGCGACCCUGGCUGAUGUCGUACCCGUGCUGGUCACCACCGCUGUUGCCACCGUCGUCGUCAUCGUCGUCACUGCCGCUCACUGCCAGUCUUCUGCUUACCGCCUUCUCAGUACGGUCGAUCGUAUUGCGACUUAAUACGUGGUGGAGACUCGCACAUGCGAGGAAUUUGCCAAUGUGCCGAUAGAACGAGCAACGAGACUUCGAUGUGACCCUCCGUUUCUUCGACUGUCUGCAAAACUGUCGAUAGCCGUUCUGCAGGGAAGCAGGAGUUACAUAAAAGAUCCAUCCUGUUUGAAUUAUGAAACUACUUGCGGGCGUAGAGGAGGUUAGCGACCACUGUGAAAAAGAGUCUAAUAAUGAUCAACGGCGCAACAAUAAUAGUCAUGAAAAGCAAUCUGAAUUGGCUCAAGAAGCAAGCAAGCCGCUUGUCAAUAAGGCAUGCGACGACUCGACAGCCAAGGAAAAAGUUAUACCGGAGGAAGAGAAAGAUAUGAGACGGUUGCUCCGGUUCGAAGAGGCGCCAGAAUUUCUUCAAUAUAAUCCUUACAUACGGCGUGGCUACCGAAGCUGCUUGACUACCAAACUAUGCCUCGAAAGCAUAUUUUGGUGGACAAACGAGACCGUGAACAUAUGGAGCCACAUCUUUGGCUGGAUGCUUUUCUUUGGUCUGACUCUAUACGAUCUCUGUCUGUUAAAUAUUCACGCGCCGUUCAGUGACAAAUUGAUCGUGUCCCUGUUACUUCUUUGUUUUCAGAUAUGUAUGAUCCUUUCGUCCGUAUAUCACACGUUUUCGUGUCGAAGCGAAAAGGAUUACUGGUGCUUCCUAUCUUUCGACUUGUUCGGUAUUGCUCUGAGCAUGUUAUCGAUCUACUUGUCUGGUGUCUAUUAUGCUUUCUGGUGUCACAAGGAAUUACAAUGGUUCUACCUGAUAACUGUGUUCGCAAUCUUCAUUUUCGCGAUGAUACUGCAGAUACCGAGCCUGAACAUCAAUGGUAAUAUUAAGCUAGCUGUGUUUGUGUGCUGGGCGAUUUAUGGAGUGCUGCCAACGCUGCAUUGGACCAUCGCGAUGGGCGGCUUCGAUAAUCCGAUCGUUAAGUUGCUGAUUCCGAGAGUGAUAGGAAUGUACAUUAUUAACGCGAUAGCAUUUGCGUUCUAUAUGUUCAAGAUACCCGAACGAUUUUGCCCGGGCUGGGUAGACUAUGUCGGUUCGUCGCAUCAAUGGUGGCACGCAUUGGUGGUGCUAGCUCUGUAUUACUGGCAUAACAGCGGAAUGCUUUAUGUGGAAUACAGAAUGAAUCAUGGAUGUCCAAGCAGUAGGCCAUUAUGACAUACGGAUUUCGAUGGCCAGCCAGCAUCCGUUCUCGCCAUGGAUUGUGCUUGCAUAAUGAAGGCUUGGUCGUCUCUGAUUGCGGAACCGCCGUUUUACGGUAUCUUAAAGAACACAUCUUGUGAGAUACAAAAUCCAUUGCGAGUAUAUGCGUAUCGAUAGUUUGAAAAUUUAUUAGGAAAUAUAGAUUACAAUUUUUAAGUAGAAAAAGAUAUUUGCUGAGGAUAAUUAUUUACAACGUUCUGCAGCUCUAUUUAUAUGCAUUCCAUAUCAUUAUUUAUAUUUGUUUCGUUGUUAAAUAAUUUUAUCCUUCACUUUUAUCAUUAUAUGAAGGAUAAACAAUUUUAUUUGCUUCACGCCUGCGUUCUUUUUUUAAAUCCUUAAUCUUAGCAGGAUUAAAGAUAAGUCAAUAUUAAUUAAUUAAUCAGUGUUAUUAAAAAUAUUCUUUAAAAUUACAAUUAAAUUCCAAAUAAAAAAUAUAUUUAAUGGUAUAAAUAUAAAUCUUUUAUAUUAGACUUUUUAUAUAAAAAAAUUUUAACUUACUGGAUUUAUUAAAAGAUUUAUAACAAAAAUAAAUCUUUAAAAAUUAUAACAAUGAAGGGAUGAAAUUUUGUAGCCAAUUCCUGCUGCGAUUAAGUCUUAAUUUUUAUAUAAGUCUUAAUUUUUAUCUUUGAAACACAUUUUUGUUAAAAUUAUUAUUUAUCCUUAUACAUUAUUUAUCUUCAUACAUUUCAAGGAAACUGGAACGUUUCAAAUUGUUCGAUAUGAAUUAAUAAUAAUUUAGCGUUUUUCUGACAUUUUUUUAUAAAUAUUUUAAGAAUAAUGUUAGAAAAAUAUUGGGGCAUGGAUUUGACAUGUUUUUCUGACGCGAAAAAGAAUCUUUCUCCUUCAUUAUACGAGAAUUCACUGAUAUUGAACGCGCGUAGCAUAUUUCGUAAGAAAAUAUCAGCGAGUGAUUAUUAAUAUGUGUAGAGAAUGACAUUGAUGAUCGCUUUUGCAAUGCCAAACUCGGGAUGUUAUGCAAUUUCGUAAAUCAUCAAACUUUCGACACAUAUUUACGCGUAUAAUUCGCACAUUUUUCAACUCGCAUGCAAACAGGACAGAUGUGCUAAGUAAGCAUAACGAUAUUAAACACAAUAUAUAUAUUCUAUCUGACUGAUUUCAAUAAGAAUUCCAUGUUUUGGGGGUAGCCUUUUUACAAUAUUAUAUAAGUUUUUAUAGAUGAUAACGAAAUGUACUGAUAAUGAACUAUAAUGUUGAAACAAUGUUGUUCCCUGAAUUGUUGAAAAUAAGAAAAAUAAAUAUUUUAUUUAUAAA